Messenger RNA from Sclerotinia trifoliorum, 1188 nucleotides. The record is from the annotation of a GenBank genome assembly. NCBI's taxonomy places the organism in Eukaryota, Fungi, Ascomycota, Leotiomycetes, Helotiales, Sclerotiniaceae.
GCAUUUAAAUUAAGGUUCUUUGCUUUGUGCUUUGGGAUUUUCUACUUUAUAUUUUAUAUUUUAUAUUUUAUAUUUUAUAUUUUAUAUUCUGUAGGUGUAUUUUUGUAUAUUGGAUUUCGGACUUUAGAUUUUAACCUUGGUGGUUUGAUACGAAAAUACAGAAAGAGGGAUAUUUUGUCCUUGUUACCUACAACUAGUAGAUACAAUGACCCCAACAUCAAUAGUAGGGAGUACAGGCCUUGUCGUACGUAUUCUUCUCACUCACUCACUCACUCACCUCCUUCAUCAUCACAAUAUCUAACCCCCAAAAAACAGGGCUCCCAUAUCCUCAACACCUUGCUCUCCCACCCCUCCAUCUCAACCAUCCAUUCCCUCUCUCGUCGCAGCCCACAAGAACCCGCCGCGACCUCCCCCAAACUCUCCCCGCUCAUCUCCGAAGACACAAAAACCUGGUCGUUACUCCUCUCCUCCACCAAACCCCCUCCCACAAUCUUCUUCUCCGCCCUCGGAACAACAAAAGCCCAAGCAGGUAGUAUUGAAGCCCAGCGCAAGAUCGACCUAGAAUUAAAUUUAGAACUUGCACGAACAUUCGCCAACCUUAACACCGAUUCCCAAUCCGAUGAAACCACCAACGCGCCGAAAUCUAAAAUCUACGUCCUAAUCUCCACCCAUGGCGCCAAUAGCAGCUCUCGAAUCCCGUACUCAAAAAUGAAAGGGGAGUUAGAGGAUGGGGUUAUGGAACUCAAGGAUUCGUUUAAACAUGUGGUUAUUUUGAGACCGGGGUUGAUAGUGGGAGAGAGGAGUGAUUCGAGACCGGCGGAGUUUGCGUUGAGGAAGGUGGCGGGGUGGGUGGGAUGGUUGGGGGUGAUGGGUGUAAGGAUUUUGGGCGCAGGAUGCGAGGGUUGUGCGAGGGCUGCUGUGAAUGCGGGGUUGAGGGCGCAGGAGGGAAAGAUGUGGAUGGGGGUUAUUCCGAAGGUGUGGGUUUUGGGACAGGCGGAUAUUGUUAGGUUGGGGAGGGAGGAGUGGAAGGGCGAGUGAGGGGUGGGUUUGUUGAUUUAGGGAUGGGGUGGUUAGGAUUGUGGGGUUUUCAAAAUUGAGUGGAUGGAUUGAUGGUUGGAGUUUUGAAUUUGGUGUCAUACUAGAUAGCUAUGGGUGUGAUAUUAUUAGGUUUAGGGUGUGAGGAAUGUU